AUGUCUACAAAUGAGGCGGGAGAGCCAAACGGCAGAGAUCCUAUAAAUACCCAAGCGGGAGAGACAGAUGCUGGUGAUAAUGCACCAGGCUCUGAAGGCACAGAGUCAGGGCUAAGCGUUGAUGAUAUUCUUCUCCCUCGGAGUGUUAUAAUGCGGUUAGCAAAGGAUAUGCUGCCGCCGGGUACUGGUGUCCAGCGUGAUGCAGUUACGGCCAUAUUAAAAGCUGCUACAGUAUUCGUUUCGUACAUAUCUUCACAUGCAAAUGACAUGACGGAUAAGAAGACUCUAACGCCGCAGGACGUGCUCGCGGCACUGACAGAGGUAGAACUAGGUGACUUUCGACCACAUUUAGAAAAGCAGCUCAAGGCCUACACGGCCCUUAUGAAUAACAAACGCGAGUCGAAGAAGAAAGGAAAGUCAGGCAAGGACGCCAGCGGCGGACACGAUGGUGAGCCAGGAAGCAAACGACUUAAGCGAGACGGCGACGACAAGGAGAAGACAGCAGCAUCGGGCGCUGGCGCAUCAUCUACGGCCGGUGCAGUAGCACAGGAAGCCGGCAGCCAGAACCAAGGGGAGCCUCUGGAGGAGGACGACGACACAGAGCCGAUGGACGACACCAACCUCAGCAACGAGGAGGAAGACGAGGAGGACGAGGAGGUCGAGGACGAGCCAGAGUCGCAGGGAGAGCAGGAAGAAGACACGAUGGACCGGAUAGAGGACAGCGACUCGGCGCAGCAGAGACGGGCAGCGGCAGCAGCAGCGGACUCUGGCGACAGCGACAGCGACUAG
Nannizzia gypsea CBS 118893 is the source of this 789-nucleotide messenger RNA. RefSeq lists its product as hypothetical. NCBI's taxonomy places the organism in Eukaryota, Fungi, Ascomycota, Eurotiomycetes, Onygenales, Arthrodermataceae. Gene Ontology annotation, molecular function: chromatin DNA binding; protein heterodimerization activity. Gene Ontology annotation, biological process: DNA damage response; leading strand elongation; heterochromatin formation. The transcript has 3 exons. Bases 1 to 789 code for a protein of 262 amino acids. The record is from RefSeq and is a predicted model, not a curated record. Gene Ontology annotation, cellular component: epsilon DNA polymerase complex; CHRAC.